CUUGAAACUUCGCAUUGCGUUUGAAGUUCAUCAAAUUAUCAACCAGCAACACAUACCAAGGUUGUUUCUCCAAUGAGCAGCGAUACACCAACAGAUUCUUCAAGUGGAAGUCGCACCGACGACAAUGGGUGCGGCAUCCCCGUCAUCGAUUUAUCGCCGGACCGAGACGAGACAAAGAUCGCAUCGGAGCUCCUCGAUGCCUUUUCCACGAUCGGCUUCUGCACCCUGAUCCACCAUGGCGUUCCCUCCGAGAUCUUUCGAAAGGCCUUUCUUGCCUCAAAGAGUUUUUUUGAGCUGCCUCUCGCCACAAAGCUAAGGUACAAAUACAAGUCUCCCGCAGCGAACCGCGGAUACAUUCCCUACGGUUCCGAGAAACACGACAAGGACGGGGAGGGGCGCUUCCUGCCGGCGGAUCGAGGCGAAACAGAAACAAUUGCCAUCACACCGGACCAAAAAGAAACCAUGGACAUUGGCUACGACGACCCCUCUGCUAUCCCUUCAGAGAAGGACGGGGUGUACGCCAACGAGUGGCCCACCGAAUUGUCCCCGGACGUCUUUCGCGGUGCUCUCGAGACCUACUUUGAGGAAAUGGAUAACUUGAACCUGCGCUUGAUGCACUACAUCGGGGAGGCCCUCGGCUUGCCGGAUGGGGGACGCGGCCUAGUGGAGCAGUGCAACGCCAAACCCCAAAACCUGCGGCUCCUGCACUACCCAAGCACGGUUCGCGACCAGGGCACCGGCGGUGACACGGUGCUCCGCGGAAACGCCCACACGGAUUUCGGCACGCUGACGCUGCUCGCACAGGACUCGGUGGGCGGCCUCAAGGUGCGGCGGGCCGACGGAACCUGGACAAGCGUCCGGCCGGUGGAGGACUCGAUCGUCGUCAACGUUGGGGACAUGCUCAUGCGGUGGUCCAACGAUCGCCUCAAGGCCACGCUCCACAAGGUCGAGUCGCCCGAUGCGGCGACGGCAACCGCUGAAGUUUCGCCGUGUGCUAUCGUCCCGGAGCGGUAUUCGAUUGCCUUUUUCUGCAACGCGAACAAGGACGUCGAGAUCAAGAACUUGUUUCCAGACGAACCGGCAAAGUACGAACCCAUCAACGCUCACGAGUAUCUCACCCAGCGAUUGGCGGCAACUAUCUCAACAUAGAGAAGGGAACGAAUCGCAGGGGAAGUUUUCUAUUGCGGCCGCACUAUGAUUCGAUACACCAUAAUAAGUCGUUCGAUCCAAUGCAUCAGAACGAUGGCAUUAAUGGGAAAUGGGGAUAAUAAUCUGCAUCGCAGCUG
This is a messenger RNA of Pseudo-nitzschia multistriata, 1286 nucleotides long. The record is from the annotation of a GenBank genome assembly. NCBI's taxonomy places the organism in Eukaryota, Bacillariophyta, Bacillariophyceae, Bacillariales, Bacillariaceae.